This is a messenger RNA of Musa acuminata AAA Group (dessert banana), 1973 nucleotides long. RefSeq lists its product as uncharacterized. The coding region runs from base 462 to 1826 and encodes 454 amino acids. NCBI's taxonomy places the organism in Eukaryota, Viridiplantae, Streptophyta, Magnoliopsida, Zingiberales, Musaceae. The transcript is spliced from 6 exons. The record is from RefSeq and is a predicted model, not a curated record.
CAUGCAUCAACUGACACUUACGUCAUCAUCAUUUACUUCCUCGGAAGGAGAACAAUCCAUCGAUUCAGUCUCAAUAGCAGACAACGACGUCAAGUAGCAUUUAGGUUGAAGGCCACCACCGCCACCGUCGCAAGCAGCACAACCUCCCUCAUCAGUUACUUCCUCGUAAGGAGAACAAUCCCCCGAUUCAGUCUCAAUAGCAGACACCGACGUCGAGUAGCAUUUACGUUGACGGCCACCACCGCCACCGCCGCAAGCAGCACAACCUCCCUCAUUUCUUCUCCCAGUGGAGUACGAAGGCUUUCGCGAGCCCUUCCCUUCGCAGUGCUUUCCGCCUUCGCUUUGCCCUGUUCGAUCAUCGUGCAUUGUUGUUUAUGACUCGGUCGUUGAUGGAGUUCGGUAAGAUCUUGAUCGAAAAUUGGGCUGAUCUUUUCUAGAAGGGCAGUGGAUUCUGCCCUGGGAUGCCGAGCGCGAUGCUUCUUGGAGCAGCGAGGAGGAAGGAGGAGAAAGGGCUCGACUUCGAGCCCUCGGAUGACGACAGCAGGCGCGCCGGCAUGGCCGAGAGCUGCAAGAAUGUCGAGAGCUCUAUCUCCACGGAGGAAGAGUACGCAGUGGAGGUGCCAAAGUUUGGGGCUCAAGACAAGGAUGGUUCCUGUAGGGAGAGCCUCGAGCUCCAGAAGUCGGAACGAGCGCCGCCGCACCGGCUGGCGUCGGCAAUGGUGGUUCCUUUCUCGAGGCCGGCACCGUCGAAGUGGGAUGAUGCGCAGAAGUGGAUCACAGGUCCGGCGUCGAACAGAGUCGGGAGCAAGGCUGGUGGUGGGACAAUGAAGAAGAGCAGGUUGGCCGGCAACGGAGGCGGUCGUGGGACGACGGCGAAGGUUAUCUUGGAAGUUGGGAGGCAAGCUAAGAAGGAAAUUGGUGGAGUUAAGGGUGGGAAUUGGGCGGCAGAGCCUUAUGCUAUGGUGGAUUCAGGGAUGAAACCUGCCACAACCAUGGAGAAUCCAGCUACUGAGAUAGCUGUCAGUCUUAGUCAGCAUGAUCCAUUGGUGUCUGUCAAGAAAGUUGCAGCAUUUAUCGCUCCUACAUUACCAAUUAGGUCUGCGUCCAUGAGGGAUAUGGGUACAGAAAUGUUUCCUAUUCCAAGCCAGGAGCCAUUGCAGACAGGAAGUCCUGCAAGAGAAACUUCACCCCCAACUUCUUCUCGACCAUCAACUUCAGGAAGAACAGUUCCAGCAUCAACUGGCCAACUCCAAACUGCACCAGCUGCUUGCCAUGAUGAUCUAAACAAAACACAGUCAGAAGAGGAAAUAUUAAAAAAAGCUUGCAGAGAAAUAAUGAUUCUUGGCCGGCAAUUGGAUAAUGAAAACAUUGCAGCAUGUGCUAGCAAAGAGGAGGAAACUGAUGCAUCUAUUUCUCUCAAGACUAUACCUCAGAAUCAGUCCAUGAGAAGUGUUAUUGAAGCCCGUGCGGCAGCUUGGGAGGAGGCUGAACAAGCCAAGUAUCUUGCUAGGUUUAAACGAGAAGAGAUCAAAAUCUAUGCCUGGAAAAAUCAUCAAAAAGCAAAGAUUGAGGCAGAAAUGAAGAAAAUUGAGGUUGAGGUAGAGAGAACAAGAGCUCAUGCACUUGAGAGGCUGAUGAACAAGGUUGCAGCAGCAAGCCACAGAGCCGAGAAAAUGCGUGCCGCAGCACAAGCCCAAAGAAAUUACCAAGAUGCAACAACUGCAAAGCAAGCAGAGUACAUUAGACGAACUGGUCGAAUUCCCUCAUUUUUCUACUGGAGUUGCUGCUUUAAGCCAUCAUCUUUACUGAAAUAUGAUGUAUUCUGAUGUUAUGUUCUACAGUAGAAGGUCGACCAAAAAUUGUUCUUCGAAGUUUCUUAUGCUGAUCUUAUCAUAAACCACAUGUUCUCUUAUUUAGGAGGAGCCUUGGAUUUUGCUUUUCAUUUUUUUCUUCAAUGGUACUUCGAUUGUAUU